Funneliformis geosporum is the source of this 1144-nucleotide messenger RNA. The record is from the annotation of a GenBank genome assembly. Lineage: Eukaryota; Fungi; Glomeromycota; Glomeromycetes; Glomerales; Glomeraceae.
UCGAGCCAGUUCUCCCAGCCGAAAAGCCACCGAGGAAGAAGCAGCAGAUAGUAAAGCCCAAGGACAUGACUCUCCUACCCUUAACACCCAACUCCCCCCACUAACCACUAUGACCAAAGAACAAGCGGAAAAAAUGCCUUGGUUAGUGAUGGGGUUUGGGAUUGAUAAUUCGGGAACUUCUGGACUCCAUGGUUGUCCGCAUUGGUCAGUUAAAGACCCUGCUACCGCGGCGGCUUUUAGGCAUGGUUCAGGUGAUAUUAUUACUUUAUUACUGUGUCUUUUUAGAAGUGAAAUCCAAGAGGAUGCAGUUGACUUUGCUGAUUUUAGAGAUUUAGUAGUGUCUUUUGGUGUUCCUGGUGUCAAACAAAAAUCCUAUCGUUUUACUCGUGCUUUUAGAACUAUGGACAAAGCCUUUGAUUUGGAUGACACUUCCCAUUUUAUUGGAAUUUUAAAGAAAAAAGGAUUAUUUGGUGGUUUUAGAGUUUUAGGCAAUGGUCGAGUGGCUGGUUGGGGUUCGAGUUCUAAAAGAAGUGUGCUUUGGAUAACUAACCAACUCCAAUAUUCUCACCAAACUGACUAUGCCGGAGAUGACCCCCACACCAUCAACCCCCACAACGGCUUCUCCCACUAUCUCAUUUUCACCAACUUCACCACUGCACAAAUCAACGAAAAAUUCCUUAACAGAAACCAAGUUAAAACCCUCCCCCAACUAGUCGCCCGCUUAAAAGGCACCUUAGUCCGAAUUGGUCCCGAUGCUCUCGAAUUAAUGGAUAGUCAAAAUCCAGCCCAAAAAGGUCGCUCCAAGGAUGAAACCCCCAAGACCAGAAAAACUGUCACUGAAAAAAUCACCCCUAGGGAUAUCGAGCAAGCCGGUAUCACUCCCGCCGAAUUCGAACUCCUCCAAACUGCUUUCACUGACCCCGCUCAACUGGCUAACAUCAUUAAAAAAUUAGCCAAAAGCACUAAUCCCAAAAAGAUGGAAGAACUCUUUAAUCGAAUGUUUGAUGACAUUCACCCCAAAACCGCCGAAAGCAUGUUUAACCAAAUGGUGGAUAAUAACCCGGUCUUCUCAGCGGAAGAAAAAGCAGCAUUAAAACAGGCUUACCAGCAAGCCAAAACCAAGGAAGAAAAAAAGAAACUAUGA